CCUGCUUUGCUCUCCGAAGAACAAGACUUUUAUUACUCUCUCACUCUCACACUAGGGUUCCCAAAAUCCUAUCUCUCUCUCUCUGUCUCACUCUCUGAAAGCGCUUUUACGGCGAACUUUUCGGGUCCAUUCGCUGACACGUGUCAGCUUCCGGCACCAUUUCCGGCGCAACCUCUGUAACUCCAAACACAAACCUUUUCAGUCCUCAAAUCUUCGAUUCUUAAUCAAAGUUCUAUUUUUUAUUUGUUGGGUUUGUCUUUUUAUAAUUGAUUUGAGCUUUUGUUAUGGUUGUAUAAUAUUAUUAAUAUACAGUGUGAAUUACUUGUAUUAUACACUGUUAGUAUAGUAUAUCUGCUUUUUUUUUUUUUUUACUUUGCUUUAUAAAAAGAAGAAAAGAAAAGCAAGUGAAUUUUGAACUAUACGAAGUGAAAGAGGAAAGUGGGUCUUGUUGUUGUUGUUUGUUGAGGAUUCCUUUGCUUUGUUUUUUAGUACAAAAUUGCCUUAAUGCAAUUUGCAAAGUGCUUGCUUUCUCUGUUUUGUUCUUUUUUGAGCUUCUAAUAAGAUUUGGAGAUUCAUAGAUGAUCUGUAACUCUUUCACACUCUGUUUGUUUGUCCAUAUUGAGCUUCAUUUUGUGUCUUAGGAACUUUCCUCUCUCUCUCUCUCUCUCUCUGUGCGAUACAAAAAAUUUCACUCUUUUUUGCAUUUUGAAGCUUCGUUUUUGAGCUUGCCCAAAAUGACAUUUCUUGUUAGUUUUAUUUGAAUUCUUCUGUGUCAGCCUUUUGGUAUUUGAAAAUGCUAUACAAGCUAGUAGUCCUUUUUGUUGUUUUAGCUCCAGCUAUAGUUCAUUGUUUAGACCCAGUUUUCAACGAUGACAUUCUGGGCUUGAUUAUGUUCAAGGCUGGAAUUCAAGACCCAAAGGACAAACUAACAUCAUGGAACGAAGAUGCUAGUAGUCCUUGCAAUUGGGUCGGAGUCAAAUGUGAUCCUAAGACUAACCGGGUCACUGAACUCGUACUCGACGGGUUUUCGCUAUCCGGGCACAUUGGCCGUGGCCUCCUGAGGCUGCAAUUCCUUCAAAUUCUGUCACUUUCCAAUAACAACUUCACAGGGACUAUAAGCCCUGAUCUUGCUCACCUUGGAAGCUUACAAGUUGUUAAUUUCAGUGGGAAUAAGCUUUCUGGGGAUAUCCCAGAUGGCUUUUUUCAACAAUGCGGAUCAUUGAAAGUGGUUUCAUUUGCUAGGAACAAUCUCACAGGAAAUAUUCCUGAUUCUUUGAGUUUAUGCUCCACAUUGGUUUCGGUUAACUUUUCAUCUAAUAGGAUUUUGGGGAAAUUGCCCUCUGGAUUAUGGUAUUUGAGGGGGCUUCAGGCUCUUGAUUUGUCAGAUAAUUUGUUAGAGGGAGUAGUUCCUGAAGGAAUUGAAGGCUUGUAUGAUUUGAGAGCUAUAAAUUUGAGCUCAAACCGGUUCUCUGGCAAGCUUCCCUGGGAUAUUGGGGGUUGUUUUCUUCUGAAAUUGGUUGAUUUUAGUGACAAUUUCCUUUCUGAGAGUCUUCCAGAGUCAAUGCAGAGACUUAGUUCAUGUACUUCUCUGAGUUUGCGUGGAAAUUCAUUCACAGGAGAAAUUCCGAACUGGAUUGGAGAAUUGAGAGACCUUGAGAUUUUGGAUCUUUCAGCGAAUAACUUUUCGGGUCAGAUUCCAAAUUCAAUAGGAAAUCUUCCAUUAUUAAAGAAUCUAAAUUUAUCUAUGAACCAGUUUACAGGGAACUUGCCAGAGUCAAUGAAAAAUUGUGUUAACCUCUUGGCUGUUGAUGUUAGCCAUAAUCAGGUGAAUGGCAGUAUUCCUUCAUGGUUCUUUAAGCCGAGUGUACAAAGUGUUUCACUUUCUGGAAAGGGAGUUGGUGAAAGUCCGGAAUAUUCUUCACUCACAUCAAUAGCAGCAUCUUAUCAAGGUCUUCAGGUCUUGGAUAUAUCUUCAAACGCAUUCUCUGGUGAAAUUCCAGCUAACAUUGGUGUACUUAGUACCUUGCAGUUCUUGAAUAUGUCCAGGAAUCGUCUUUUUGGUUCUAUUCCUGCCGGCAUAGGUGAAUUGAAGUCUACAUAUGUUCUUGAUUUGAGCGACAAUCGGCUUAAUGGAAGCAUUCCUUCUGCAAUUGGAGGGGCAGUUUCACUCAAGGAACUGAGGCUGCAGAAGAACCUUUUAACAGGGAAAGUUCCUACCGAAAUUGAGAAUUGCUCAUCUCUAACAUCUUUGAUCCUAUUUCAGAACAACCUCACUGGCCCAAUCCCUUCAGCCAUUGCAAACCUCACCAAUCUUGAAUAUGUAGAUUUAUCUUUGAAUCAACUCUCUGGAAGCUUACCGAAAGAGCUGACAAAUCUUACCCAACUGGUCUCUUUUAAUGUUUCCCACAACCACCUUCAAGGUGAGCUACCAGUGGGGGGCUUCUUCAACACUAUCUCUCCCUCAUCUGUUUUUGGUAAUCCAUCCCUAUGUGGUUCUGUUGUUAAUCGCUCCUGCCCUUCUGUCCAUCCUAAACCUCUUGUCCUUAACCCUAAUUCUUCCGAUUCCUCUCCUGGCGGUUCUUCCUCUCAGAAUCAUCACAAAAUAUUACUCAGUAUCUCUGCUCUCAUUGCCAUUGGUGCAGCUGUAUUCAUAGCCCUCGGUGUAGUAGCUGUUACUGUUCUCAAUAUCCGUGUGAGGUCUUCAAUGUCACAUUCUGCUGCUCCACUUGCAUUAUCUGGAGGGGAAGAUUACAGUUGUUCCCCCAUUAAUGAUCCAAACUAUGGCAAGCUUGUCAUGUUUUCGGGUGACGCUGACUUUGUCUCUGGGGCUCAUGCACUGCUCAACAAGGACUGUGAACUUGGUCGUGGUGGAUUUGGAGUUGUUUACAGAACAGUCCUUCGUGAUGGGCGUUCAGUUGCAAUCAAGAAACUAACCAUCUCAGGUUUAAUUAAGUCCCAAGAGGAAUUUGAUAGGGAAGUGAAGACACUUGGGAAGAUCAGGCACCAUAAUCUUGUGGCCCUUGAAGGGUAUUACUGGACUCCAUCAUUGCAACUACUUAUUUAUGAAUACAUCUCCAGUGGGAGUUUGUAUAAGCAUCUCCACGAUGGGCACAACGGAAACUGCCUCUCUUGGCGACAGAGAUUCCACACUGUUCUUGGGAUGGCAAAAGGGUUGGCCCAUUUGCACCAAAUGAAUAUUAUUCAUUACAAUCUAAAAUCAACAAAUGUUCUGAUAGACAGCUCUGGUGAGCCAAAAGUAGGAGAUUUUGGCCUUGCAAGGCUAUUGCCAAUGUUAGACCGUUGUGUUUUGAGCAGCAAAAUCCAGAGUGCUCUUGGGUACAUGGCUCCUGAGUUUGCUUGUCGAACUGUGAAAAUUACUGAGAAAUGUGAUGUGUAUGGGUUUGGGGUAUUGGUUUUGGAGGUGGUGACAGGGAAAAGACCUGUGGAGUAUAUGGAGGAUGAUGUGGUGGUGCUUUGUGACAUGGUGAGAGAGGCAUUGGAGGAAGGGAAGGUGGAGGAUUGUGUUGAUGGGAGGCUCCGGCAUAAUUUUCCUGCAGAGGAGGCAAUUCCAGUGAUAAAGCUUGGUUUAAUUUGUGCUUCUCAGGUUCCAUCAAACAGACCGGACAUGAGUGAGGUGGUUAAUAUUCUGGAGCUCAUCCAGUGCCCUUCAGAAGGCCAGGAAGAAUUAGAGUGAAUCUAAGUUAUAGAGAUUGAGAAAAAGCAACAUAUAAUGUAUUUUCCGGUGAAAAUAAAUCCGGUAUGUUUGUUUGUUUGUUUUAAGCAAUAGAAAAAAAAAAGAGAAAAAGAUUGUUGAAGGUCCUGUUCUUCACAAUCUUGUUUGUUAUUGUAAUUUUGUUUGUGUUCUUUUAUUAAUUUUAUUCAGUUGUAAUGUCGGAUUCCUUUUCACCGGUUUGAUAUGGAAAUGAGGCACCAUUAUAUAUUUGUUAA
Molecule: messenger RNA, 3948 nt
Organism: Quercus robur (English oak)
Lineage: Eukaryota; Viridiplantae; Streptophyta; Magnoliopsida; Fagales; Fagaceae
Product: leucine-rich repeat receptor-like protein kinase PXC2
Exons: 2
Coding region: 794-3694 (966 amino acids)
Biological process (GO): protein phosphorylation
Molecular function (GO): receptor serine/threonine kinase binding; protein kinase activity; ATP binding
Source: RefSeq, a predicted model, not a curated record